GUAGCGUUAUAGCGAAUCGGUUUGAUUACACUCGGUCCAACGACGACAGAUACAUGCCAAACGAAAAUAACUACACCUCACAUUCACUCUCAGGUCCUGGGGAACAUGGCGGAUACUAAACAUGGCUUUGCCGUGGCAUUCCGAUGCUAGCAGAAACCCCAAACAUGACAUGACGGAUCCCUUUCACCUACCCUUCCUCACCCCGCCACCCCGCCCCGCCCCGCUCCGGAUCCCUUUUCCACUAUCCGCACCACUACAUCCACGAUCAAAACACGGAACGGCCGAUCGUGUUGUCGAAGUGAGAAUUAUGGCAUCAGCUGUGAAAAAUAAGCCACACAGUGAAAUAGAUAGAUGGAUUUGUAUUUAUCCAGCUUACUUAAAUUCUAAAAAGACUCUGGCUGAGGGUCGAAAAAUUGCUAAAGAUAAGGCUGUAGAAAAUCCUACACAUCAGGAAAUUCGAGAUGUAUUAAUUGCUGCUGGAAUGAAGGUUGGAGUUGAGAACAAGUUGUACAGCCGUGAGCGCAGUAAAGAAUUGUUGUUCAGAGGCCGCAUUCGUGUUCAGCUCAAGAAUGAUGAUGGCACGCCUUUUAACUCUUCUUUUCCCACCCGUGAUUCUCUGCUUUUGCAUUUAGGGGAAAUGAUUCCCAAACUUAAAGCAAGAGUAAACAGACCAAGUGGAUCUGAACAAAGUCAACAACAGUCAAGCACAGGAGGAAAGAAAAAGGGCAAGAAGAGAUAAUUUGCAUUCUUUUCUAAUGAAAUGUCUCAUGUCUUCUUUUUUGAAAUUUCAUAUAUUUUCUAAUUACUUCAUGAAUGAACUCUUUGUUGGAUUUUAAACAAUAAACAUUAUAGAAGAUCUUCAUAA
Messenger RNA from Thrips palmi, 865 nucleotides. RefSeq names its product signal recognition particle 19 kDa protein (gene Srp19). The record is from RefSeq and is a predicted model, not a curated record. Gene Ontology annotation, molecular function: 7S RNA binding. Gene Ontology annotation, biological process: SRP-dependent cotranslational protein targeting to membrane, signal sequence recognition; SRP-dependent cotranslational protein targeting to membrane. The coding region runs from base 122 to 739 and encodes 205 amino acids. The transcript has 5 exons. NCBI's taxonomy places the organism in Eukaryota, Metazoa, Arthropoda, Insecta, Thysanoptera, Thripidae. Gene Ontology annotation, cellular component: signal recognition particle, endoplasmic reticulum targeting.